AUGUCGCCGUACGCGGCACCAAAGACCAAAAACAUCCUCAUCAUCGGGUCGACAGGCACGAUAGGAACAUACAUCACGAGAGCCAUUGUAGACCAGAGGGAACACUUUGAGCGGAUAUGCAUCUUGACGAGUGAGAAGACGCUGGUACAAAAAGUUCAAGACAUCGCAGCCUUGGAAGCAUGGGGGGUGGAGAUCUUUACCGGUCGGCUGGAGAGUGAAUCCGCCGUCAAAAGAGCGUACGAAGGCAUAGAUACCAUUGUUUCUUGCGUGGGCCGCGCCGGCAUCGAAAAGCAGAUCAAGUUGAUCACCUGGGCCGAACAGGUUGGUGUCCGCAGGUUCUUUACCUCGGAAUAUGGCACCGACAUCGAGUACUGGCCCGAAUCGUCAAAAGAGCCUCCCCACCAGCUCAAGUUGAAGGUUCGAGCGCACAUGAAGACCAUGAAGAGACUGGAAUACACAUACCUGGUCACCGGACCGUAUAGUGAUCUCUAUUUUGGAGCCAUGAAAACGAAACCCGAAAUCGGCCAUUUCGACGUCAAGGAGAAGACGGCCGUGCUCCUGGGCGACGGGGAAGGUCCCGUCAGUUUCACCGCCAUGGCUGAUGUCGGAAAAUUCGUCGUUGCUGCGCUCCUCAACACCCGAGAAUCCCGAAACACUACGUUAGUGGUCCAUUCAUUCACAGCCACGCCGAACGAGAUCCUCGCCGAGUACGAAGAACAAACCGGAGCAAAGUGGGACGUCUCAUAUACUUCGAUGGAGCGGUUGAAAGAGAUCGAAAAGGAGGAGUACCAAGUCUAUUCGCCCAUGGCCGCGGUGGUAACGUUACGACGGAUCUGGACCGACGGUGGCACGUUGUACAAGUUCUACGAUGACAGCCUGCUCGGUGAGAUCGAGACCGAGACUCUGCAGAGCCAGGUCGCCGCUCAGAUCAUAAAACAGGAGGAAGGUGAAGGUAACUUCCCCAGUCUGCUGAGGAAAUUGAGUCUGGUUUGA
This is a messenger RNA of Exophiala aquamarina CBS 119918, 993 nucleotides long. RefSeq lists its product as uncharacterized. Bases 1 to 993 code for a protein of 330 amino acids. The record is from RefSeq and is a predicted model, not a curated record. Lineage: Eukaryota; Fungi; Ascomycota; Eurotiomycetes; Chaetothyriales; Herpotrichiellaceae. The transcript is spliced from 3 exons. Gene Ontology annotation, molecular function: oxidoreductase activity.